This is a messenger RNA of Mustela lutreola (European mink), 11088 nucleotides long. RefSeq names its product prolow-density lipoprotein receptor-related protein 1-like. The transcript is spliced from 33 exons. The record is from RefSeq and is a predicted model, not a curated record. Bases 5 to 6319 code for a protein of 2104 amino acids. Gene Ontology annotation, molecular function: calcium ion binding; protein binding. Lineage: Eukaryota; Metazoa; Chordata; Mammalia; Carnivora; Mustelidae.
CGCCAUGGGGCGCCGGGCGCUCCUUCUGCUCUUGCCGCGGGUGCUGGCAGCGCUGGGCGGCCUCGUGGGCUCCGGGACCGAUGAAGCAAGGUGUAACAUGACAAGGCAAGCUGCGUGUGGGGACAGGUGCAUUCCCGUGGCCUGGCUCUGCGAUGGACAGCAAGAGUGCCCUGAUGGGACCGACGAGCAGUGUGAGGAAGCGUGUCACGGACAUCCACAGGCCUGGCAGUGUGACGACGGGAAGUGUAUUUCUAGUAGCCGGCUUUGUGACGGUACCGGGGACUGCCUGGACGGCUCCGAUGAGGUUAACUGCGAGACUGCUGUGGUGUGCCCUGGCCAGAAAAUCCAGUGUCCGGGACAGUCUCAGUGUCGCGAGCCUUGGGAACUCUGUGAUGUCCCCCGGGACUGUGAAGAUGGGCUCCAUGAAGCACGCUGCUCCCCGAACCACUGCCUGGCGGGCCAGUGGCUGUGCAGGAACGAGCUGUGUGUCCCAGAGAGCUGGAGGUGCAACGGGGUCAACGACUGCGGGGACUCCUCGGACGAGGCCGCCUGUGCCUCCUGUCCAGAAGGCAUGGUGAAAUGUGAGGAAGGGAAAUGCAUCCUGGAAUCCCUGAUGUGUGACGGGGAACUUGACUGCGUCGAUGGUGCUGAUGAACCAGCUACGUGUGGGAGGAACUGCUCCGUGGCCAACGGGGGCUGUGAGGGACAGUGCAGUGACACCGCCUGGGGAGUCCAGUGUUCGUGUGGAGCUGGGUGGCAGUUACAGCAGGACGGCCAGAGCUGUGCAGAUAUAGAUGAGUGUUCCCAGGCCUACAGUCCCUGUGGCCAGCUGUGCCGUAAUGUCCCGGGCUCCUACUCUUGUGCGUGUGUUCAAGGUCACCAGCUCUACAAUGGGACCAGUUGUCGAGUUACAGAUGAUGCUGUUAAAAUUCUUAUAGCGGCAGAGAGAGAACUUGGGGUCCUGGAUCGGAGAACAGGCAUCUAUGAGCCUCUGGUUCCUGUAAACUCGAGGCCGACUUCUGUCGCCUAUGAUCUCGACAGAAGCAUGUACUUUUGGGUGGAUGAAGCCUUACACGUGUUUGUCCUUGGGAAGCCAAACCCGGUUCCUCUCUAUCCAGAACUUCAGGCCGUGGACAGUAUCUCUUUGGACUGGCUCACGGGGCUGCUGUAUUGGGCUAGCAGCUUCGCAAGGGUCAUCGGUGCUGGCUUGAGUGAUGGCAGAGGCUACGUCAAAAUCUUGGAGAAGGAUCUGGUACCAGAGCAGCUCAUCGUGUUUCCCCCGAAGAAGUCAUUGUAUUGGGUAAAUCGUGGUAAGAAAGGCAGGAGAACUCUCGAGGCUGCAGGGAUGGAUGGCUCAGAUCGGAAGGUGCUCGCAGCCGUCCACAUGGAGGAGCCUGUGGGACUGACGCUUGACCCCGUGGCCGGCCGCCUCUACUGGAUCAGCGAGUAUAAAGAGUCCAUAGAGACGGUCAACGUGGAUGGCAGUGGGAGGCACACAUUUCCUGAGAUCUUCUUGGAAGACGACAACCCAAUAGGACUAGCUAUAUUCGAGAACUCCUUCUUCUGGGCAAAUAAAAUACAUCUGUAUCAUACUUCACCCCACACCCCCAAGGAGAGAGCGGUGUUGCUCAAUGCUUCCAUGUCUGCUUUCUCCAUCCUCCACAAAUCCCAGCAGCCCAAGGGCAGACCGCCAGCAUGUGCUCCAGGCUCAUGCAGCCACCUCUGUCUCCUGUCCCCCGUCCAUCCCAAGGGCUAUAAGUGUGUUUGCCCAGAGGGAAUGUUCCUUUUGCCUUCCGGUACAUGUAGCGAGUUAAAGAUAGUAUUUUCGUCUGGCAAACGUCUCUACUUGUUGAAAGUUGGUUUUAUGGGAACUGCUAUAGAGAGAACCCUAGUUCAAGAGCAUUCGAGAAACAUCUAUUUACUGGAUAUUGACUGGAAAAGAAACCUCGUCUACUGGACAAAUGCCGGGGGACAGCUGUUCUGCUCAGCUGGCUAUUCAGGAGAAAAGCAAGAGAUUUGGACAGAGCACACAGUCUGCUCAGCAAAGGUGGACAUAUCCACGGGGAACUUGUACUGGCUGCCAUGUGACCGACGUGCUAUCCAGAAGACUGGACUCCCUGGCCCAGACACCUGGACCCUCUACACAACAGGCCGCAUUAUACUGCAUCUUCUUCUCGACUGGCCAGAGAGAGUGCUCUACUGGGUGGAGAGUGGGAAGCACUUGCAAAGUAUGACCCUCGAUGGCAAAACCAGACGGCAAGUCUGGACGGGCACCUGGACGGCAGACACCCACAUGACCUUGGACCUCGGCGCGUCUAGCAUCCUCUGGACGGCCAAAGGGUCAGGUUUGCAAAGUCUGAGUCUCCUAAAAAACAGAACAUACACUUUGAACAAGACCUGGAGUGACGGCAUUCUUGCGGCUCACGAGCCCUACCUGGUGACCGUGCACAGGGGAGCCCUCCUGCUGUGGGACAGGAGGACACUGGAGCCCUUCACCUUGUCCAAAGAGCCGUAUGUGAGGACACUGAUCAUCCUGACUGAGAACCAGCAAGUCCCAGAUCCUGAGCUUGAAGGGGUGGCCGCAGAUGGUCCUUCCGCGCUUCCUCUUGCACCCCCAUUGCUCUGUACCCCGUCUUCUGUCCCCUGUCGGAACGGGGAGGAAUGCGUUUCUCGGGAGUACCUCUGCGAUGGCAAGCCGGACUGUCAGGACGGCUCAGACGAAGGGGACUGUGCCCGGUUCUGCAGCAGACCAGGGCUCUUCCGGUGUCGGAACGGAAACCAGUGCAUUGAGGAGACCUUCCGCUGUGAUGGGGCUCACCAGUGCUCCGAUGGGUCUGACGAGCUGGGCUGCUGGAAGCCCGCUGAAGAUUGUUCUCUGCGUUGUGACAACGAGACUCGCUGUGUCCCCAAGAGCUGGCUGUGUGACGGCCACCCCGACUGCUCUGACAGGAGCGAUGAACAAAGAUGCGUUCAGGUGAAGUGCAGCGCCUUUGAAUUUCAGUGCGAGAACGGCCAAUGCAUCUCGCACUUUCUGCGCUGCGACGGGAACCGAGACUGCCUGGACCACUCGGAUGAGGACGGCUGCUCUGUGGCCUGGCCGCUGCGGUGUCCGUCGGGGGAGGUGAAGUGCCGGGGCAGCGGAGAGUGUGUGCCCGUGGCGUGGCUCUGUGACCGUGACUUUGACUGUGAAGACGGGAUGGAUGAGAAGGACUGUGAACCCGAGAAGCUUCGCUGUGGCUCCAGGCAGUGGUCCUGUGCCGGCGGAGACCAAUGCGUGCCUGACGUGUGGCGCUGUGACGGGCAGAGAGAUUGUGAGGACGGCAGCGACGAGGCUGGGUGCCGCCCCGAGAAGUGCCCGAGCUCUGAGUUCCAGUGCCGCUCCCUCGGCUGCCUCGACCUCCGCCUGCUGUGUGACGGGAAGGAGGACUGUGCGGACGGCUCCGAUGAAGGUGGAAUGUGCCUGUCGUCAGCAUGCAGCGGGGCGCGGUGUUCCCACGCCUGCUACCGGUCCCCGCACGGGCCUGUAUGUGCUUGUGAGCGAGGCUUCGAGCUGGGGAGCAGUGGCCAGAUCUGCAAGGAUGUGGACGAGUGCCAGAAGCCAGCUGGUCAGCCUUGCAGUCAGACCUGUGUCAACACCCAGGGCUCCUACCGCUGCACCUGUCACCCUGGCUACUCACUGGAGCCCGAUGGCCACACCUGUAAAGCAGCAGGUACCGAACCCAUCCUGCUGGUGGCGAUUCAGUUCAACCUUCUCCUCUACGGCUUGAGGAGCUUGAAGGAGGACAUUCUGACAACUGUGGACAAGAAUGUGAUGAUCUUCUCCAUUGACUAUGACUUAGUGGGGCAGAAGGUCUUCUGGAUAGAUCCUGGUGCAGAAAGCAUUAAGUGGAUUAGUAUGGACACAAAGAGGAAAGGGACCGUGGUGAAGGGGAUGAAGUCAGAAUGUGUAGCGGUCGACUGGAUUGGGAGGAACCUCUACUGGGUGGAUGGGGCGGCAGGCCAGAUUUUGGCCAUUCAGCUGACGGCUGUGUGGAGAGGAAGAUGCGAGCACACGAUUGUCCUGGGCGAUGACUUGGCUCAGCCACGGUCUUUGGCUUUAGAUCCGCUAAAUGGGUUAAUGUACUGGUCUGAAAUUGGAGGAGAACCUCAAAUAGAACAAGCAGGGAUGGACGGUAGCGGCAGGAAAGUCCUCAUCAGUCAAGGUCUCGGCUGGCCAACCAGCAUAGCUCUCGACCGGUUGAGCUGGAAGAUAUUCUGGUCUGAUGACCAGUUUCACUGUAUUGGCUCUGCUAAUCUGGAUGGUACUGGUGUUAGCAUGUUGCAGCUAACACAAAUCAGGAGCCCCUUUUCGGUCGCUGUGUUUGAAGAUGAAGUCUUCUGGUCUGACAUGAAGACGAGAACAGUACAGCGCGUGAAGAAGACAACAGGCAAGAGCAGGGCUGUUCUCAUCAAACGUUCCCAGCAGCCUCAUGGACUCAAGAUAAUGCACGAAGUACUCCAGCCCAAGGCUCCUAAUCCCUGUCUGGACGCCCGCUGUUCUCACUUGUGCCUUCUGAGCCCGCGAUCCAAGGCAAGCUGUCGUUGUCCAGUUGGCCUCCUGCUUGCGGACGAUGGCACCACCUGCAUUCCGCUCGAGGAUUCUGCAUUUCUGUUCCUCGCAUUGCCCACAGCUAUCAUGCAGAUUUAUCUGAAAAAUCUAGAAGCUUUACUAGGACAACCAGCUUUACCAGAACAUAGGAUACUUCCCUUUACCAAUGCGAACCAGCUUGCAUCCCUGGAUUACAUAGUCCAGGAAAAGGCUCUCUACCUUUCAGAGUUGGAUAAUGGUGAUAUCAGGCUACUGAGGCUCAAAGAAUCUGGAAAACUCUCUUGGAGGAAAAUCCUAACUGUGGAGGGAACAGUGACUGACCUUGCUGUGGACUGGUUGAGUGGAAACAUAUAUUGGAUUGACAGUGAGAAUCCUCACAUCAACGUGGCUUCCUCAAAAGGCCAGUAUCCCACUGUGCUGGUCCGUGAAAAUCUCUACCAGCCAGCCUCGGUUGUGCUCCACCCGCCCUCUGCAGUCAUGUGCUUUGUGGACCUGGGUGCCCAGGACAACGGCAGGUGCGGGUCCAGCAUUGAAUGUGCCUCCAUGGACGGCCGCAAGAGGAAGGUGCUGUGGCAGAAAUCCCAGGUCCCUGCGGGCCUGACCUUCUUGGAUUCGGGAACCCGAGUUUACUGGGCUGAUACUGGGCGAGGCCUCAUAGAGAGUAUUCAACAAGAUGGCUCUGGGUACAGAGUAGACCGCAGAGGCAUUGAGGGCCUCACCCUCUUUACCAUUGGCCAAGGCGUGAUGUUCUGGGUGACAACUGAUGAUGCACAAAUCACUAAAGUUUGGUACGGCAAGGCAGAGCUUUCAGAAGACCAGUGGUUCCAAAUAGACCAGAAGAUUGUGGAUUUAAAAGUUUACAGUAAACUUAGUCAACAGGGUAGUAACAGCUGCUCCAAAGACAACGGAGGGUGCAGCCAUAUGUGUCUACCAAACCCUGAAGGAGCGACUUGUAAAUGCCCCAGUGGGUACUUCUUGGCUAACGAAAGCAAAUGUGUUGAAGCUGUCCCGUGCUCUGAGCUGUCCCAGGCCUGUGAGGAUGGUCAGGAGUGCAUUUCCCCGGAGCAAGUUUGUGAUGGUCGUGCUGACUGUCUGGAUGGAUCUGAUGAGAUGCGCUGUACGUAUCCAGAUAAAACCCAUUCAACACCAACAUCUAAAAAUGCAGAGGCUGGAAAAAGGUUGACUCCAGAAGCUUCCCUACCUUUCCAAGCUCCCAAGUCCACCAAGGCUAGAUAUCCGGGUCCAGAGGGGAUGAGUUACCCUGUCAGAAAAACACUAAUCCCUCCAGUUUCUGCUAGAGAAAGCAAGAACUCAGAAACCAAGGAAAAAGGCGAACUUGUCCAGCCCAAGAACUUACAGAGAGCAAAACAUUUGCCCUGUAGCACAGAUUUCUGUAGCGGAAGGGGAAUCUGUACAAUGGUAGGCCCGCUGAGAAAGUGCCGCUGUCCGGUGGAAUAUGGCGGAGAGUUCUGUGAAGAGCCAGCACGUGGACCUGCCCCUGGCUACAUCACCCUCAGCUUAACCAUUGUCUUAGCAGUUGCACUAGUUGCUCUGGGAGCACUUGUCUGUCUCAGAAGAGAACACAAAUUCAAAAGAAAUAGUGCAGCAGCAUCAAGAAAUUCGACCCACCAUAAAGACAAUGCCCAAGAAGAGGAGAAUCUAAUGAACAGUGAGACUUUUGUCAACGAGGCCUACGAUGAGCAGGAACUGUUAACUUUACAAAGUGACUAACCUGCUGAAAAAGGAGCUGAAACAUCUCUCUAAAAAUUGUUUAGACACUGCACUGUGUACUGUUUUAACGUCUAUAAGUAACGAACUGUAACUAGGUGCGAAGAUGGUAACUUAUUAACAUAACUGCUUUUUAAAUUGGAGGAUUGGUUUUGUUGGCAGAGGUUGGGGGACUGCAGAGUCACAGGCCAGGUCGGAUUUCUGCACAAGCUCCAUGUGGUUUAGGUGAGGGCUCGUCUGCAGAGACUGUCUGAUCCCCAGUGGGAGUGGCCCAGUGCUGGUCAGAGGUUCUGGAUUUGAAUCAUAGUCCCGUCACUAACUUUGAUGGGUGCUUAAUUGCUCCGAACUGGCUUUUUCAUCUUACAGAAGGGAAGGAUCUCUUAAAUCUUUACCUCCCAGGUAAAGGUCAAGUUUCUGCAGUGUAGCAAGUGUUCAAGUAUUAGUUCUUUAUCAGUCCCUCUCAGAUGUUUUACUACAAAGUUAGUACGCGCUUUUGUUGAAAAUUUAUAAAAGAUGUUGUUUAAUGCUCUCAUUUGAUUCUAAAACUAAGUACAGUGGACCCUUGAGCAACACAGGUUUGAACUGCACCGGCCCACUUACGUGCAGGUGGUUUCCAUCAGUACGUAUACUGUGAAUGCAUUUUCUCAUGAUUUUCUUAGUAAUAUUUUCUUUUCUCUAGCUUUAUUGUCAGAAUACAGCAUAUAAUACAUAUAAUAUACAAAAUAUGUGUUAAGUGACUGUUAUGGGUAAGGCUUCUCAUCAACAGUAGGCUGUUAAGUUUUGGGGGAGUCAAGGCGUGUGUGGAUUUUCUACCGCAGUGGGUGGGUGUCCCAACCCCUGUCUGCUCCAGGAUCAGCUGUGCAGGUGGAUUUACUCUACUGAUGUAGAAACUCAGACAGUGAUUUGUCUAAGGCUUGAAGUAAAGUAGGUAGACACUGGGGGCCUCAACAUAGCGUUACCGGUGUGGACUGGGACUCAUCUUGAUGAGCUCUAGUCUGCUGGGAAACUCACAGAUGCUACUUAGAUCCCGGACUCCCUUUGGCCCUCCAGAUGGUAUCUUCCUUUACACUCUUAUGUAAGGAAUCACGGGCACUGAAUCUGUGACGGGAGAUGGAUAACAGGAGCAUUGUCAACAUUCAGUAGCAACCUUGGGCUGAUCACUUAAUCAUGAAACUGUUUCUCCAAUGAUAACAAGAGGGUUAAGAGAACCUACAUCAGCCAAUGAAUCAUCACAUGAAGAUAUAAAAAUAUGUGCACUGCUUAGUGCGUAGUACCAGAGGCUGAGAACCCAAGUCCAAAUGAUAGUCAUGACUUGUCUUGGAAGUCUUUCCUUGCUUGGCUGUUUGUCUAGGCUAUUUAUAAAGUUCGUUUCUUGUAGCAUGCGUUUGUGUAGGCUUCAAGGCGUAAGAGCGGUCCUAAGCUUAUAGCUGUGGGUAUGGAAUAUAAAAUUGACUGUGCUUUGCAGUCAAGUAUAAAAAUUUCCAAGUACAGAUCAACUUGACAGGAAAAACAAAAGCUGGGGGUUCCACCCUUCCCGAGGCUGGGAGACACCCGCAGCAGCAUUCAGUUUCCUGGGGGCACUUAACUGUAUUUGAGAGAAACCAUUUCCGCACUGAAGCGCACGAGACCCCUCGCCACAGAGUGAUUCUUCGGUUUUUCUUGCCACCGCUUCCAAGAACCGUCUCCCUGCCAAGUUGGCCCUUGGCAAGGCUCUGCCUCCAUCUGUGGAAAAGUGAGUAAAAAACGCUGGAAAACGUGCAUGAAUGACAUGCAGCGGCAUUAUCACUUUGUCUGGACACACUUUAGCUGUCACCCUCACCUCCUGCAGACCCUAAGCGUCCAGCAGACUUCCAAGACUAGAGUUCUAGCCAGCUCCCUUGACCUUGGACUUCCGCAGGCUGUGCCUUCAACUCCACAGGCCCCGCCUUCUAUUCCACAAGCUCCGCCUCCUGUCUAGACCCCAACCGCUCCACCAUUUCCUUUUCCAGGUGAAAGGGUGGCUGACAGCAGCCCAAUCUGUGUGUCACGCAGGUAUCCCUCACCUCUACCUCCUGCCCGGGCUUAGUCAUGUCUUCUCCUAUCUGGUCUCCUAUGAACUGUGCCUAAGUAUUAUCCCGCUUGAAUGCAGUUUAAUGCAUCGUUAUGCAUCCCCAAUUCAAGAAUUUACAGGACACCUCUGAACUCCUUUUCACUGACAGACUAAGUAUAAAUGUUAAGUACCCAUUCAUAGGAUUAACAAUCCCUAACCACUGCUAUGCCCGACACUGGCUUUCAUAUGUCAGUUACCUAAACUUAGCUGUUUGGAGCAAAGGCAUAUUAACUGUAAGAACCUUCUUUUGUGAUGAUCUCAGUAUUAGGUGUUAAUUUCUUAAUUUCUCUCCACCUAAAUAGAUGAAGUAGUAAACUCCAUAGCAGAUGUGAAAUUUAAAUUUCCUUUUUUUUUUUUUUUUUUUUAAGAUUUCAUUUAUUUGACAGAGAUCACAAGUAGGCAGAGAGGCAGGCAGAGAGAGAGGAGGAAGCAAGCUCCCCGCUGAGCAGAGAGCCUGAUGCGGGGCUUGAUCCCAGGACCCUGGGACCAUGACUUGAGCUGAAGGCAGAGGCUUAACCCACUGAGACACCCAGGUGCCCCCAAAUUUAAAUUUCUUUGUAGAAACUCAACAUCUGUAACCUGGUGGUAGCUUUGGGUUUCCUUCUGGAGAGGGACAAGGAGCUUGAGAAAAGCUCAUAGUUUCAUGCGAUAGGUUCAGAGAGCCCUGUGGAAAACUUGACCUUUUAGGUCUCUAGCUAGCAAUUCAGUUAAACUCUUGCUACUUACUUGUUUUAGGAAACCAAUGGGGAGAGAUCAUUGAUGUUGGAAGCGAUGCAGCAGGUUCCUACUCUUUUAACCGCUGGAAGGCUUUUGAAAUCCAGAGAAACCAGGAGCUAGAACAUGGAGUUGGUCGCCAUCACUUACCAGAUGUACAGAUCAGUCUGCUUCCUCGGCCUUCACCGUUCACAUUUACUUCUCUCCUCUCAGCCUCACCCAAUUCUUAAGCUUCACUCUCAAGACAGCGCAUUUGGAAAGGCUGUGCGGACCUCGGGCUGGUUUGUGAGCACGGCUCCGCCCACCUGCCUGUCAGAGGGAGGACGUGCUCCACAGCCCCGCGGGACCUGAGGGAGGGUGGUCCAGUUGUCUUGACUGUUUGUUUCAAGCCCUGCUCCCCACAUGUGAACCCUGGAGAAGCAAGCCCUCUCGUCAGCAUUGUCUCCCCCACGCCUCGUCUUGUGUUUUCCUUGAUUCCGACAAAGGCCCUUGUUUUCCAGUGUUCGGUCCUCUGUAAUGGAGAUUUGCUGGAGGGGGUCAUUGAACUGCGGGCAGUGAGGAGACAGGGGAAUGUACGCGGGGGUCACGGGGCAGACUGGAUGAGAAUUGCACACAAGUUUGUGGUUUUUUCCCCUCCCUGGCCCCUCACACAAGUUUGUAUUUGAAGUUGUGAUGUUGUCCCUUAUUUUGUUCCCCUCACAUUGAGAAAAUCUCAUCCAUGACAUGUUGGGACCAGAGGAGGCACCGGUUGUGUUGGCCUGGUCCUUGCAAGCCGAUGGUAACCCAGUUCGCAAAGUUGGUCCCGUGACCCAUUCCCCGCCAGCGUCUGUGCCCCUCCACACCCUGUGGGCCUGUGGCCUCGGGUCACAAAUGACUGUACAAGACAAGUUGUGUAUAAGGCAAAGAGGCACUUAGGGUACAGAAACAGAUUUUAGAGGUAACUUAUUAAAUUUCUAACAGUUCCCAAACAAGUGUUAACACCGGUUCUGGGACUACAAAUAUACAUAGAAACUAUCAUACCCUUACUUUCAAUUUAGAGGUAAAACAGAAAUGUACAUCAAGAAAAUGACAUGCUUGAACAUGUGAGUGAUAUGUCCAACAGGACGCCUCGAAGCUGUUGUGGGAAAGUUGCCAUUUAGGGUGUGUGGGGGGCUGGUGAUAACAUAGGCCCUGGCCAAGCCAUGAAUGGAGUUGAAGCCGAGAAAGGAUAACACCUAAGGAAGAUCCCAGGGCUUUUAAAGACAUGAUUGACUGAGUUUGUGCCAGACCAGACUGUAUUCAUUCCCUCCUCAAGCUCUUAGCCUGACAAAGGGCAGAGGGCAAGAUUUUCCCAGCCUCCCUCAAAGACACCACCAGCUUCUUCCUGUCCUUAGCAGCCAGUUCUAGAGCCAAAUGGAAGCAAAACACACUGGUGCCACGCCCACUGCGCCAUCACGGUUCUCUCUUCUUUCCGUUCUCUGCUCAAGCAUCACCUCCUUCCUGACCACCUUCCCUAAAAUACCACCCUCUCCUCAAGCCCUUGUGGCUGGUCUGUUUCUCCUCAUUUUCCUAGUGCGUGUCUCUCAGGCUUUGCUAGAUUGUGUAAGUUCCCCAAAGGCAGAGCCUGGAGUGGUCUUCCAAGGUGCCCACAGAUGUGCCGACGAAACGACAGGUGCCCCCGCACCUACUGGUUGGAUGGUCUAUGCAUGGUCUAGAAGCAUCUUGACAGCGCCUCCUACAGCAUCUGCAAAUGUUGAACAGCUUCUGUGCUGAGAUCUUCACCCCUCCUCACAGAAGGCAUGCUGCUAGGUCAGAGCCAGCCUGGCCAACAGGCAGAGCAGGAGCCUUGUGAACAGUGUCUGCUCUACGUUCACACAUUCCUCGGUCCCUGCAGGCAGGCACAAGCUGAGUAAUCUCGAGAAGACUUCGCCCAUUAAUUGGGGACACAUACUUCGUAUGUGAUCAGGUUCAUGAAGAACAGGUCGUGAUG